AUGUCUCGUGGAUACAAAGCUACGCCGCAGUACCAGCGAUACCUCAAUCUGGGGGAGCGGCUGCCCGACGCCCUCGUCCCCGAGUUGAAAUACAAUGCCUACCUGGAUUAUGUCAAUGGCCAAGUGCCUGAGUGGACGCCUCGCAAACCCGCGCGACGAGGCGCAACUCCUCCUGAAGCAAUUCCCAUUCCCGACCUCGCGCCCCCGACCGCUGCCAGCAUCGCCGCCGCCGCCGCUGCCACUGCUCGUGCUGAUGCUCUGGUCGCUGCCGCCACUGCACAAGCAGCAACAACAGCUACUCUCGAAGACACGAUGAGACAGAACACUGCUGGCUAUCCCUCCUCGGAUACUUCGAUGGAUUCUGAAUCGCCGGUUCCCUCGACCUCUGUCUCGAUGGCCUCCUCGCCCACCGCCUCGCGUCAUGAUGACAGCGACGAUGAUGUGUCGCUUCCCUCUAUCUCGGGCCUCGUUGAAGAGGCUGACCACCGCUCUGCCUCUUCUGACAUGGAGGACGAUGAAAUGUUUGACAUGGAAGAGGUUGGCUUGGAAGAUUUACCUGGUGCAUCGCCAAAUGAUGCACCCUUUGCUACGGAGCCGCCGCGCCAUGAAAAUGGCAAAUUCAAGAUUGCUGAAAUGCGUCGCAUGGCUGGUCUUGACAACGGGUUCGGCUGCCGUCACUGUGCGGCUAUUGAUCGUCAAUGUCCUCCCACUAUUCCUGAUCGGUCUUGUGACAUUUGGGAACUCUUUUACACGUGCGUGUACACGAACGAGUAG
Metarhizium acridum CQMa 102 is the source of this 774-nucleotide messenger RNA. Lineage: Eukaryota; Fungi; Ascomycota; Sordariomycetes; Hypocreales; Clavicipitaceae. The record is from RefSeq and is a predicted model, not a curated record.